This is a messenger RNA of Ricinus communis (castor bean), 3992 nucleotides long. Its product is annotated as pentatricopeptide repeat-containing protein At1g19720. The coding region runs from base 382 to 3039 and encodes 885 amino acids. NCBI's taxonomy places the organism in Eukaryota, Viridiplantae, Streptophyta, Magnoliopsida, Malpighiales, Euphorbiaceae. The transcript is spliced from 2 exons. Gene Ontology annotation, molecular function: zinc ion binding; protein binding; RNA binding. Gene Ontology annotation, biological process: RNA modification. The record is from RefSeq and is a predicted model, not a curated record.
UAUGAAUUUUCCACCUCAAAUGCCACUUGGACUUGGUCAAACUUUUGUAAAUACCAUCUGGCAUGGGUCAAACAUAAAUUUUGCCACUUGGAGAAAGCCAAACCCUUAAGAAUGCCAUCUGGGCAGCGACAGGACAUCGUGCUUCCUGUACGUAAUGACACGUCAUCUUCCCGCGCAAGGCAUUAUGGAGCCGUCAUCAUCACCACGUCAUGUGUUCUGGUGCAAGACACGUCAGUAUGGCCAUUUAUCUGACGGUUCUCAGCUAGCUAAUGAUUGUAGAAUUCGUAAUUGGCGACGUGGCCAAAACUUAUUUAGAGAAAUGGACGAUGCUAUCUCUUCGUCAUCCAACCAAAACACAGUAAAGCAUCACUAGUGUAAACAAUGGAGAACUUGAUUAUGCCCAUAAUCAAAAAGUCCCCUAUUUCAAUCCCAAACGAACAAGAUACUCUAUCUGCAUUCUCAACAAAACCCACCAAAUCAUCUGUUCCCUUCACCAAAAAAAUUACAGACUCGCAUUUGAAUUACCUCUGCAAAAAGGGUCGUUUAAAUGAGGCCGUAUCCGCUCUUGAAUUGAUUGCUCAACAUGGCUCCAAGGUAUCACCUAAAACUUUCAUCAGUUUACUGCAAUCCUGCAUCGACUGUAAUUCUGUUACUCUGGGCCGCAAGGUCCAUGCUCAUUUUCACUUGGUCCAGGAAAAAAACCCGUUCCUUGAGACUAAGCUAGUUAGCAUGUACGCGAAAUGUGGAUCUUUAAGUGAUGCACGUAAAUUGUUUGGUGAAAUGCGUGAGAAAAACUUGUACACUUGGUCUGCAAUGAUCGGUGCGUUUUCUAGAGAGCAUAGAUGGAAGGAAGUUGUGGAAUUGUUUUAUAUGAUGAUGGAAGAGAACUGUUUACCGGAUGCCUUUUUGUUGCCUAAGAUAUUGCAGGCUUGUGGAAAUUCUCGGGAUAUUAAAAGUGGGGAAAUGGUACAUUCUUUGGCUAUCAAAUGUGGAGUGGAUGGUUACCCUUUUGUUAAUAAUUCAAUUUUGGCUGUUUAUGCAAAGUGUGGGAAGUUAAGUCUGGCUAGUAAAUGUUUUGAGAUGAUGGAUAAAUCAGAAACGGCUGCUUGGAAUGCUUUGAUAUCUGGGUAUUGCCAACAUGGACAGAUUGAGGAAGCUCAGAGGUUAUUUGAUGCUAUGCGUGAAGAAGGGAUUGAGCCAGGUUUAGUAUCUUGGAAUAUACUGAUUGCUGGUUAUAAUCAGUUGGGAUAUUUUGACAUUGCAAUGGAAUUGAUGAAGAAGAUGGAAGUUCUUGGCACAAGUCCUGAUGUUGUCACAUGGACGUCUAUGAUUUCAGGGUUAGCUCAAAAUGAUAAGGCAAGUAAGGCGUUGCAUUUGUUCAAUGAUAUGAUUUUGGCAAGGGUUGAACCAAAUGGAGUUACUAUUAGUAGUGCGGUUUCAGCAUGUGCAUCUUUGAAAGUUUUAAAUGAAGGCUUGGAAAUUCAUGCGCUUGCGGUUAAGUUGGGUUUUGUUGAAGAUGUGCUUGUUGGUAAUUCACUCAUUGACAUGUACUCAAAGUGUGGGAAGCUGGAAAAUGCUUGGAAGGUCUUUGAUAUGAUGCCAGAGAAAGAUGUUUAUACUUGGAACUCGAUGAUUGGGGGAUAUUGCCAAGUUGGAUAUUGUGGUAAAGCGCACAUGCUUUUUAUGAAAAUGCAAAAAUCAGAAACGCAACCUAAUGCUAUCACUUGGAAUAAUAUGAUAUGGGGUUAUAUACACAAUGGAGAUGAGGAUCAAGCCAUGGAUCUGUUCCGAAGGAUGGAAGAGGAUGGGAAAAUCAAGCGCGAUACUGCAUCAUGGAACUCUCUUAUUUCAGGUUAUUUGCAAAUUGGACAGAAAGACAAGGCAUUGAGCAUAUUUCGACAAAUGCAGUCUUUUAGUAUUAAUAUCAAUUCCGUUACUAUUCUGAGCGUCUUACCUGCUUGUGCGAAUUUAAUUGCUCUUAAAAUGGUAAAAGAAAUCCACGGUUGUGUAAUUCGCAGAAAUCUGGAUUCUUUACUCCCUAUUACAAAUUCACUGAUUGACACCUAUGCCAAGUCAGGGAACAUAGGAUAUUCAAGAACCAUAUUCGAUCGAGCAUUAUUCAAAGAUUUCAUCACUUGGAACUCACUGAUUGCUGGUUAUGUUUUAUUUGGUUGUUCAGAUGCUGCACUUGGUCUGGUUGAUCAGAUGAAAAAGCUGGGCAUUAAGCCAAACAGGAGUACUUUUGUUAGCAUUAUCCUUGCAUAUAGUCUUGCCGGAUUGGUGGGUGAGGGGGAGAAAGCUUUCUAUAGCAUGAUGGAAGAUUAUCAAAUUACGCCAUCUUUAGAGCAUUUUUCAGCUAUGGUACAUUUAUAUGGUCGUUCUGCUAAACUCAAAGAGGCAAUGGAAUUUAUUGAGGAUAUGCCAAUGACGCCUGACUUCUAUGUUUGGUCUGCCUUACUGAAUGCCAGCUUAAUUCAUGGUAAUUUUGGUUUGGCAAUCCAUGCAGGGGAAAAUUUACUCAACUUGGAACCAGGGAAUCCUGUGAUUCGCCAGUUAGUUUCACAAGCAUACGUUUUAUAUGGAAAACCAAAAGUUGCUUUAAAAGUGAAAUGUCUUAAGAAAAAUAACAAAGUACUAAAACUUAUUGGAGAAAGCUGGAUUGAAGUAAAAAACAACGUGCAUUCUUUUCUUGCUGGUGAUCAGUCUAAAUCUAACUCAGACCUUCUAUUUUCAUGGGUUCAAAGUAUAAUAAAAGAAGUGAAGGCAUGUGAUCUGCAGCAUGGGUAUUGCAUCGAGGAAGAAGAGAAGGAAGAAAUCAUUGGUACACACAGUGAAAAACUAGCAUUGUCUUUUGCGUUUGUUUGUGCACCAUCUGCACCUCAAAGUAUAAGAAUUGUGAAAAAUCUGAGAAUGUGUGCAGAUUGCCAUAGGAUGGCUAAAUAUAUCUCUAUGAAAUAUGGAUGUGAAAUAUAUUUGAGCGACUCAAAUUGCUUGCACCAUUUUAAGUCUGGGCAUUGUUCCUGUGGUGAUUAUUGGUAAAGUGAUCAAUUAUGAGUUAAGAAGAUCAAUUGAUUGCAAGACCAGUUCCAGCGACGGCAUAGUGGCUGACUUAUUUGAGGGUUCUGGAUAUUAUUCAAGGUGACAUAGAUCUUGCUACCGUGCCGAGAUGUAGAAGAUUUACACAUCGUGUAUCUUUCGGUUGUCUGGCUUUCUUGCAUUUUAUGCUAAACCUACGUGUGUGAAACUUCAAAUGGCACUUGAGAAACUGGAAACCGGAAGCAGGUAUGUUGGACAUUAUGCGAACAUAUACAAUUGACAGUUGCUGUCAAAAAGAUAUUCUUCUUUCAUGCUCGUCUAUGAUGACAGGUUGUGGGAAGUGCAGAAUUUCUUGUGGACCAAAUUUUGGUUCAUUGACGAACCAUCGGAAUUGUUGGAAGAGCUUUAUUAUUCUACUCUGCAACAAGCUAAUAAUUGAACCAAUCCAUAAGCAUCCCAUUUUAAAAAGUUAUUGCAGGAGAGCAUAGAUCUUCAUGAGCUUCUUUUCUAUGCAGAGAUCUCUGUCAAUGUAUACCUGCUGUUAAAAGAUAUUCCACUUGAAAAGAGAUGCUUAUCAAAAGUUGUCACCUCCCCUUUAAUUUAUACUGGAAGAUAAUUCUGAACAGAUAACUUUUGACCUUACCAUGAUCAAGGAAUUGUCUGCUAUCGUCAGGGACAUCACCACAAAAGGAAAUAUGCGUCUUUAGAAUCAUGGACAAGAGGCAAUACCUUUCUCAGUGAGCAUUAUAAUCUUUGAGCGCAUUAUAUGGCAACCCGUCAGAAACAUGGGCAAAGUUGUUCUGCUAAAUCCCUCUCUGUAUGGAAGUUAAUUACAAGCUCUCUUUAUUUAUUCAUGAUAAAUUUGUAGAGGUUAUUUGGUCUGAUGUAAUUAUGGAAUCUAUAUUGUCCAUCUUGCAUCUUUUUCUCUUUAAUAAAUCAUUAUACCUUUUCGUCAA